Lutzomyia longipalpis is the source of this 6214-nucleotide messenger RNA. RefSeq names its product serine/threonine-protein kinase Genghis Khan (gene gek). Gene Ontology annotation, biological process: actomyosin structure organization; peptidyl-threonine phosphorylation. Gene Ontology annotation, cellular component: cytoskeleton; cytoplasm. The record is from RefSeq and is a predicted model, not a curated record. Bases 289 to 5559 code for a protein of 1756 amino acids. Gene Ontology annotation, molecular function: ATP binding; protein serine/threonine kinase activity. Lineage: Eukaryota; Metazoa; Arthropoda; Insecta; Diptera; Psychodidae. The transcript has 22 exons.
CAUUGUUCAUCACAGCAAAUUUUUUGAGUGAGUAAAAAAGUUACUCGCGCUGCAAAAAUAGUCAAUAUUUGGGUUUAUAAAAACGAAUUUAGUAUUGAUUUUAGUGAAAAAGUGAUGUCCUAGUGCUAGUGUAACAAUUGCGACAAUAAAUUAACAAUAUGUCUGUAGGUGUUUUGCUGUAAAUCUGUAUGUGUGUAUUUUUACUACACCGAAAACCUUCUUGUACUUGUCGUGCAAAAGUCUCUUGUGGAAUAGGCGCGUGCUCUGGUAGUGGACGAGAUUGGCGGUAUGGAAUCUCACAAGAAAGGGAUGUCUCUUGAGCACAGUCGCUUUGCGCAACUGGAGACACUCAUCUUAGGUAGCGGCGGUCAUGCUUCGCGUAAGGGAGUCAGUGACAAUGGUGAGCAACGACCCGAUCAAGUGGCCACAAAUGGCGCCAAGGAGAGCUCCAAUGCAAUCUCCGUGGAAACCCUCCUCGACUGCCUCCUUGCACUCUACGACGAGUGCUGUAAUUCGUCCCUACGACGCGAAAAGACUGUAUCGGAUUUCAUAGAACUAGUCAAGCCAGUUGUCCAAAUAAUAAAACAACUGCGGUUGUGCCGCGAGGAUUUUGAGAUACUCAAAGUGAUCGGACGAGGGGCUUUUGGGGAGGUGUGUGUCGUGAGGAUGAUUGCAUCAAAUCAAAUUUUCGCCAUGAAAAUUCUCAAUAAAUGGGAAAUGCUCAAAAGAGCUGAAACGGCGUGCUUCAAGGAGGAACGAGAUGUUCUCGUAUAUGGGGACCGUCGGUGGAUUACAAAUCUCCACUAUGCAUUUCAGGACGAGACAAACUUAUACCUCGUAAUGGAUUACUACUGUGGCGGCGAUCUGUUGACGUUGCUGAGUAAAUUUGAGGAUCGUCUUCCGGAGGAUAUGACGCGGUUCUAUAUUGCCGAAAUGGUGCUGGCCAUAUCGAGUAUUCAUGAAAUCAAAUACAUUCAUCGCGAUGUAAAGCCGGAUAAUCUCGUGCUGGAUGCCAGUGGGCACAUUCGUUUGGCUGACUUUGGGUCGUGCCUCAAGCUAGGAGCCGGCGGGACGGUACAAUCGAAUGUGGCCGUUGGUACACCCGAUUACAUCUCACCGGAAAUUCUGCGCGCCAUGGAGGAUGGGCAGGGACGGUAUGGGCCUGAAUGCGAUUGGUGGUCUCUCGGGGUGUGUAUGUAUGAAAUGCUGUACGGGGAAACGCCCUUCUAUGCGGAGAGCCUCGUGGAGACGUAUGGGAAGAUUAUGAAUCACAAGAAUUGCUUCAAUUUCCCCACGGAAGAUGCAAGUGGGGUGGUUGUGAGUGACAAUGCAAAGGAUCUCAUUAGGCGACUCAUAUGUGCACCCGAAUACCGUCUUGGGCAGAAUGGAAUUGAGGAUUUUAAGAAGCACGCGUGGUUUGAGGGGAUUGAUUGGGAGACACUACGCGAGGGACAGGCACCGUAUAUACCUGAAGUUUCUAGUCCAACAGACACGUCCAAUUUUGAUGUAGAUGACACAGAUAUACGACUAUCGGAUGUCCUACCGCCCAUCUCAAAUCCCGCCUUCAGUGGGCACCAUUUACCAUUUAUCGGUUUCACAUACACCGAGGACUGCCGCCUGUCCGAUCUAUCGGGCUGCCUGUAUGACAUUUGCACCACAGACGGUGUUUUGGCGCAUCAAAUUCAAGCUGUUGCCAAGGCUGUGGUGUCACCGGAGGAGAAACGUCUGAGUCCUGAUAGUACGCGUCGGCUGCAGGAUGAAAUAAAUGUGCUGACAAAGCGCAAUUGUGAGCUGGAGAGUCAGGUGAAGUCAUUCGAGCAGCAACAAGUGCGUCCAUCUGAUGAUCUUAUUAAUGACCAAUUUGCCGGACGUCUCAAGGAGAUGGAGAAGAAGAUGCGACAACUCAAGCAGGAGCGUGAUGAGUUGAGUAAAGACAAACUCGAUGCCCUCGAUAGGUUGCGGAUACAGGAGAAGGAGCUUCAGGAUGCAAUAGAUCAGCGGAAGAUUGCAAUGAAGGAGUAUACGGAAGUUACGGAUAAACUAUCCGAUUUGCGGAGUCAGAAGCAGAAGUUGUCGCGUCAGGUGCGGGAUAAGGAGGAAGAACUUGAUACAGCAAUGCAAAAGAUUGACAAUCUCCGGAAUGAUUUGCGCAAAAUGGACAAAACCCGGAGGGAAAUGGAGUCAAGAAUGGAGAAUGCUGUUGCAGAUAUAACUCAAGAAAGAAAACUCCGGGAACGUUCCGAAGAAUUCUGUCGACAGCUACAGGCUGAAGCAAAAGCACGCAGUUCGUCGGACUUUGGUUCCUCAUCCUCACUUGGUUUGUCAUCGGAUAGCUUCCGUUUGGAGUUGGAACGGUUGGAGGUGCAUUACACAGAGAAGCUGAAUCAGCAACAAUCACGCUACAACAUUGAACUCUCAUCGCUGCGGGAGCAACUCACAGAAGCGGAACUUCUUGUCAAUAUGUUGCAGCGUGAGCUACAGCAGGCACGUGAGAAGGUGGAUGCAACACGACUGGAAUCUCUGACGGACAGUGAGGAAAUUAUAACGGAAAUGAAAAAGUGUCAUGAUCACGAGAAGAAGGUACUUCAGGAUGACAAUAGGAAAUUACUUUCCGAAAUGGAUAUACUCAAUCAGACGCUAAGGCGAAUGCAGGAGGAGAGAAUUGAGAGGGAUAGUAGUUUGGAGGAUUUACGCAAUAAACGAAUGGCAAUAUGUCAGUGGGAGCAUCAAAUAUCUGAGAUAAUCCAAUGGGUGACGGAUGAGAAGGAUGCCAGAAGCUAUCUCCAGGCGCUGGCGACCAAAAUGACUGAAGAACUCGAAUACCUCAAGCAUGCUGGUACAAUAAACCAGAAUACGAAUGAUAAGAAUUGGCGCAAUAGGAGAUCACAGAAGCUCGACAAGAUGGAAUUGCUUAAUCUACAGAGUUCCCUGCAAUGCGAAAUUCAAGCUAAAGCUGCCAUCUCGGAAGAGCUGAGUCGAACGCGUGCUGAUUGGAUCGCAGCACAAAAGGAUCUUGAAGAAACACGUCAUCGACUCAGCUGCAUUGAGAAUGAAUUGAAACGUAAAGAUCGUAUUCUGCAGGAUAUCCAACAGAGGCCGGAACUGAGCGGAGGAUUCCUAGAUCGUCAGUCCAUGCAAAUGGCCUAUUUGGAUCACUUUUUGAGGCAAUCAACCGAAAGCUCUACACCAAAUACAACUUCAACGCUCAUUUCAAAUAUGCAACAGCAUCAGUCUACAACGUCAAUUCCAGCAGAUGGAAGUAUGAGUUCCUUGCUGCUGAGUAAACAAAAUUCGGGGAAAGUAAAACAACCCCAGGCCAUUUAUCGCAACACCGAACCAACGUAUCUCAAUGAGACAACGGAAAAUACAUCGAGCUACGACAAUCAGUCACACAGUCGAAAUAGCUCAAAGAGUGAUCUCAGUGAGAACUCCACGAAUCAGCAUAGUGGGUACUUGAGUAGCGUUCGAACGACGCCAUCCGCGAAGAUUCAUCAGUUCCUCGUGAGAACAUUCAGUAGUCCAACGAAAUGCAAUCACUGCACAUCGCUAAUGGUUGGCUUAACGCGGCAGGGUGUUGUGUGUGAACUAUGUGGAUUUGCUUGUCACAUGGUUUGCUGCCAGAAAGUCCCCAUUCAGUGUCCCGUGCCCACGGAUCAGACGAAACGUCCCCUCGGAAUUGAUCCAACACGCGGAAUUGGCACGGCCUAUGAAGGAUACGUUAAGGUCCCCAAGUCUGGGGUAGUUAAAAGGGGAUGGAUUCGUCAAUUUGUUGUCGUAUGUGAUUUUAAGCUCUUCCUCUAUGAUAUAUCAGCUGACAAAAGUGCAUUACCAAGUGUCUACGUGUCUCAGGUUUUGGACAUGAGAGACCCAGAAUUUACGGUUACCGGCGUACGUGAAAGUGACGUUAUUCAUGCAUCGAAACGAGACGUUCCUUGUAUUUUUCGUAUAACAACUUCCCUUCUGGAUGGAGGAUCCCCCCUACAGACUCUAAUGCUGGCAGAUUCAGAGUCGGAAAAGGCUAAAUGGGUAGUGGCCCUAAGUGAGCUCCAUCGUAUCCUUAAGCGCAACAAUCUCCCCAAUACGGCCAUAUUUCGUGUUCGCGAAGUCAUCGAUAGCUCUCUGACGCUCAUCCGGAAUGCCCUGAGUGCGGUAAUUAUUGAUCCGGAUCGUUUACUCAUCGGCACCGAAGAUGGGCUCUUCUGUAUUGAUCUCGAUCGCAAUGAAGUAGCACGCAUUGGGGAAUCAAAGAAGAUCAUUCAGCUGUGGUACAUUAUGGAGGAACAAAUAAUUGCCGUGCUGUGUGGGAAGCAACGUCAUAUGCGCCUUCUUCCCAUCCGGGGCCUGGAGACGCCAGAUGUGGAGUGGAUAAAGGUGGCAGAAUCGAAGAAUUGCAUUACAGCGUGCACGGGCUUGCUGCGUCGCUUCUCGCAGAAUGUCUACAGCAUUGUUAUUGCGCUCAAGAGGCAGAAUAAUAUAUCGCAAAUUGUGGUGUACGAAGUUAAUAGGAAUAAGUGUCGUCACCAUAAAGUUUGUGAAUUCUCAGUGUCAUUUACGGUGCAGAGUUUGCAAAUACUCACGGAUGCACGACUCGUUGUGGGUCACCAGAGCGGUUUUACUGCAUAUUUACUCCUUCAUGGAGACGCUCAAGCCAUGUCCCUUGUUCAUCCGGAAAAUCAAAUUUGUGCUUUCCUCAAUUACUCAGCUGUUGAUGCGUGUCGUGUCAUUGAAAUUCAAUCAAGUCAGGGAUCUCCUGGUGAACUCCUUUUGGUGUUUCAAACAUUGGCAAUUUAUGUGGAUCUCAAUGGAAGGAAAUCGCGUGAUCGAGAAAUUAUGUAUCCCGCCGUUCCAACUCAUAUUACUUAUUCCGAUGGCCAUUUGCUCCUCUUUUGCGAAACACAUUUGGAUGUUUUUAAUUGCCAGACAGCCGAUUGGGUGCAAUCUAUUGGUUUGAAACGUUCCAUCCCACUCAACUGUUACGGAAAUAUUGCUCUCAGUUACUUAGUUGAUUCACCAAUUGUCAUCUACUUGGCAAACAUUCAUACAAGAGAACUCAUUAAUAUCACAAAUUCAGAUCCAAUUGGAAAGCUGAAGCCUAAGAGGAGAUUCUCCUUCAGGGAAGGAAAUCGAAAUGCAAGAACAACGGAUAGACGCUCAAAGAUGAUCUCAGCGCCGACCAAUUUCAAUCAUAUCUCACACAUGGGGCCUGGAGAUGGGAUCCAAAAGCAAAGACUGCUGGAUCUUCCAACAACAAUCGAAACUGCCGAUCAAACAGUGCAACAAAAGACUACGAAUAGAUGUGCUCCUCCACCUCCAACUUCUUCAAAUAGCGCUCUGGCUUCACUUAGUGGUACAAAACGUUUAGCGCCACAAAAACCAAAGGAACAACCACCCUCAAUUCCUGUCUCGCCGAGUCCCCUCGGGAGUAUGUCUUCUUUGCAUGACAUCCUUAAGGUGGUGGACAUGCAAUCAGCCCCGAGGAAAAGUGUCGCUAGCAACAAUUCCAGCUCCCUUUCGAGUCCUCCAAGUCUCAGUGGUGACCACUCGAGUUAUGACUCGUAAUUUUGGCUACACUUCCCUUUCCCGCGCUCUCUCUAUUUAACCUUUAAAAAUUCUUCUCUAUAUUUCUUAAUUUAAAUGAAAAAAAAAAACACGCAAUAGGAGAAAAAUCUCUACUUAUAUACUCUCAAAAAAAAAUGAAUAUCUCUUUUCAAAAAAAAACUAUUACCUAGGCAAAAAAACCAGCAACUAUUGUAUCUCCAAUUACAAUUUUACUAUUCGUAGUAUGGAAUUUUAAGAAUGGAAAAAAAAUUAAUCUCACUAUAAAUGAUAUUAAAUUAAUUAUACACAAUACGCGACAGUAUAUAUAUAAUUAUAUAAAAUUAUUUAUUAUUUAAAAAUUCAUGGUGAAAACAAAAAUCAAUAAAAAAAACUAAUAUUAAUAUUAAAAUAACUGUUUUACAAUUCAUAUACUGAGUAUAUUAUAUUAUAUGGAAUAGUAUUCUAUUUAGAAAGUAUUACCAAAAGAACAAAAAGAAGAAAAAACAUACAAAACCAAUUAAGAAAACUUUUUUGUACAAAAACAAUAUAAUUAAAUUAACAUUCUACCGUUCAUGCGAAUUUAGCUGAUGAAAUUCAUUGAAAAAGAAGAUAAAAAAAAUGAAGCAAGUACGAAUGUGAAUAAGCUCUGUUGAAUAAAACAUUGCGUCUAACCAUA